AUGCAUCUUUCUUUCUUUUUCAUGAAAUCAGUGCGUCUUUCUUUCUUUUUCAUGAAAUCAUUGAAUCUUUCUUUCUUUUUUCAUGAAAUCUUGGCAUUUUUGUUUCUUUUUCAUGAAAUAUUGGCAUCUUUCUUUCUUUUUCAGGAAAUCAUUGCCUUUUUCUUUUUCAUGAAAUCUUGGCCUUUUUGUUUCUUUUUUAUGAAAUCAUUUCAUCUUUCUUUCUUUUUCAUGAAAUCUUUGCAUUUUUUAUUCUUUUUCAUGAAAUCAUUGCAUCUUUCUUUCCUUUUUCAUGAAAUCUUGGCAUUUUUGUUUCUUUUUCAUGAAAUCAUUGCAUCUUUCUUUCUUUUUCAGGAAAUCAUUGCAUUUUUCUUUUUCAUGAAAUCUUUGCAUCUUUAUUUCUUUUUCAUGAAAUCUUUGCAUCUUUCUUUCUUUUUCAUAAAAUCUUUGCAUUUUUCUGUUUUUUUUUUCAUGGAAUCCUUGUAUCUUUCCUUCUUUUUUUAUGAAAUCAUUUCAUCUUUCUUUCUUUUUCAUGAAAUCUUUGCAUUUUUGAUUCUUUUUCAUGAAAUCAUUGCAUCUUUCUUUCUUUUUCAUGAAAUCUUUGCAUUUUUGAUUUUUUUUCAUGAAAUCAUUGCAUCUUUCUUUCUUUUUCAGGAAAUCAUUGCAUUUUUCUUUUUCAUGAAAGUUUUGCAUCUUUCUUUCUUUUUCAUGGAAUCUUUGCAUCUUUCUUUCUUUUUUAUGAAAUCAUUUCAUCUUUCUUUCUUUUUCAUGAAAUCUUUGCAUUUUUGA
Molecule: messenger RNA, 786 nt
Organism: Acanthosepion pharaonis
Lineage: Eukaryota; Metazoa; Mollusca; Cephalopoda; Sepiida; Sepiidae
Source: the annotation of a GenBank genome assembly